Molecule: messenger RNA, 4530 nt
Organism: Paramormyrops kingsleyae
Lineage: Eukaryota; Metazoa; Chordata; Actinopteri; Osteoglossiformes; Mormyridae
Product: protein Wnt-7b-like
Biological process (GO): positive regulation of JNK cascade; multicellular organism development; cell fate commitment
Cellular component (GO): extracellular region
Molecular function (GO): cytokine activity; frizzled binding
Source: RefSeq, a predicted model, not a curated record
CAGGUAGCCUACUUGGUAAGAAUGUAAAAUGUCGUCAAAAGACUGGGACAGAUAAAAGAGGCGUAAUAUACAGGCGCACUUCUAUCGUAAAGGAUCAGAUUGCACAAAAGACGGAGUUACCUGAAGCUACAAGAGAGCGGGUAUAAAAAAGCGCAUCAUUUCGCCUCGGUUUGAAGGAAAGGAUGAAAGAAGCGGGGACGGUUUUUUAAAACUCAUAUUUCAUCCCUCGACCCUGUUCAUAACCUUUAGCUUUUAAAGUGCGGCCGCAGAUGGGAUCGUGACUCGGCUUUGAACCUGAUCCCCCUUGACAGAUCAUGGACUGGGGAGGACGAGAUGCCCCGCGGAGCCGGAGGGAUCCCCGCAUCUGCGAGCGCUGAUCGAGGCGCAAACACGUGCGUGACUGGAUCCCUAAAUGGGUCGCAUAUGCGAUUCCUGACACCAUGCACCAAGACCACCGACAGUGGAUCCUCUACAUGUUUAUGUGUUUCGGUGUAAUCUACUUAAGACUCGGAGCGCUGUCCUCAGUGGUGGCCCUGGGCGCCAACAUCAUCUGCAACAAGAUCCCGGGCCUGGCCCCACGGCAGCGGGCCAUCUGCCAGAGCCGUCCGGACGCCAUCAUCGUCAUCGGCGAGGGUGCGCAGCUGGGCAUCAAUGAGUGCCAGUACCAGUUCCGCUAUGGACGCUGGAACUGCUCGGCCCUGGGGGAGAAGACGGUCUUCGGGCAGGAACUCCGAGUAGGCAGCCGGGAGGCGGCGUUCACCUACGCCAUCACCGCGGCGGGAGCCGCACACGCCGUCACGGCGGCCUGCAGCCAAGGCAACCUGAGCCACUGCGGCUGCGACCGCGAAAAGCAGGGCUACUACAACCAGGAGGAGGGCUGGAAGUGGGGGGGCUGCUCAGCGGACGUCAAGUACGGCAUCGCCUUCUCCCGCUGGUUUGUGGACGCCCGCGAGAUCAAGAAAAACGCCCGGAGGCUGAUGAACCUUCAUAACAACGAGGCUGGCAGGAAGGUCCUAGAGGAGAGGAUGAAACUGGAAUGCAAAUGCCAUGGAGUCUCGGGAUCCUGCACCACCAAGACCUGUUGGACCACGUUGCCCAAGUUCCGGGAGAUUGGCUACAUCCUGAAGGAGAAGUACAACGAGGCGGUGCAUGUGGAGGUGGUGCGGGCCAGCCGUCUGCGGCAGCCCACCUUCCUGAAGGUCAAGAAGAGCCAGGGCUUCCGCAAGCCCACCGAGACCGACCUGGUCUACAUCGACCGCUCGCCCAACUACUGCGAGGAGGACACCGCCACGGGCAGCGUGGGGACGCAGGGGCGCCUCUGCAACCGCACCUCGCCGCACACGGACGGCUGCGACCUCAUGUGCUGCGGCCGCGGCUACAACACGCACCAGUACACUAAGGUGUGGCAGUGCAACUGCAAGUUCCAGUGGUGCUGCUUCGUCAAGUGCAACACCUGCAGCGAGCGAACGGAGGUGUUCACCUGCAAGUAGGGCCCGGUACGGAGGGCAGGAAGAAGCGAGAUAAAGGCAGGGGGGGGCGCCAGAGGUCAGACCUGUGAAGUGCGACCGAGGGGAAGGAGGCGAUAUGGAGGGGAAAGGGAAGCCUGGAUGCUGGAGACCUGGGGAAGGAAGAAUCAAAAGGAGACAGCGGAUCUAAUGGGAUGGAAUUUACAAUAUCAACUCUUCAUGGCAUCGUUUUGCACAUCAGACUUUGUUUUUGCUUUGGAAAAAAAGAGCUCAAGUAUCAAUAGGUAAAAGCCCACUUCAUUACUGAAAAAGAAUGAUGUGUUCUUAUGCACUGAUGUCUCAAGACUGAUAAAAAUUGCGACAAAAUAAUGCCCCGGCGGGAACCAUGCAGUGCGUUCUGGGAUUUGUAGUCCUUGAUGUUUCACAGUGAGAUUGCGAAGGAACUCAGAUUCCCAGAAUACUGUGGAGUAUGACAGUAGUUUUCCAUAAAGCAAGGAGAAAGAGGCAGAGAUUCUGUAGCAUGGCAAUUGAUCAGUCUUCCUGUUUGAAAAGGAAUGUUGGAGAGAAAAGGAUAGAGAAAAGGUCAGUUGAGAUGAAGAAUGUUUGCAUGGAGUCUAUGGGCAUGUGGAAGAGUUUGCCCGAUUGGGCAGAGGUAUCUCUGGCCUAGCCAAUAGGAAAACAGAAAACUGGGAGCAUGAUAACUGUCCAGUCACACUGGAGCUGCUUGUUUGAACACUGAAAAAUGAAAAUGUCUAUUUAUGUAAUAGUUAUCUUUAAACGAAGCACUAACGGGUAGAAAUGUCUUAUUUUGUACUAAGUAUAAAAAAACUUUAGUGACUGACUGAAGGUGCAUAUCUUUUGUAAUUUACCCCCUUAGAAACAGUUUCAUUGCUGCUGAUGCCUUUUCUUUGGUGUCGUGUUCAAUCAGUCAGAGGAUUGCAGCAGAAGCAUCUGCAGACCAACACAAAACAUCCGUUAAUUCUCGUCUCCACACUGCGUCCUUUUGCAUUUUCAGUAAGUAGCAGGGAAGCUGUUUUUUCCUUUUUAGCCACCAUCAUCUUUCCUCGACCCCCAUAGCAUGAAGCGAGUGUGUCGCUGGAUGCAUCAUACAGAGCUGCACUGAAUCCUUCCUAUUAAGGUAUAACUUCGGUUCAAAGCUUAAAUGAGUAUUGCUCGAACAUGAGUUUGGGAUUAAACGCAUCCGCUGGGUCCUUCCUUUUUCCUGCUGAGACGCUGAAAUCCUUCCCGAAGUCGUUGCCCAGUUUCAGCGUUUCAGACGUCGUGGGUGGGCAGAGGGAGGGGGCUCCGGUCACGCCUGCACCUUGUCGGUUCCCAGCCCGGCGUAGUGCUGGGCGCGACUUUCAUGCUCCAUUCACAGCCCUAACCUGCCAAGUCAAAUUCUCCGCUUAGAGCCAGUGGAAUUUGGAAGACGUGACCAACAUGCAUGGGAUAAGAAGGCUGAUGUCAUAUUUUACCUAGAAACGUUACUCUUUAAUAGAGUAUCGCUAAGAGUAAUAUUAAGGUUUAAUAUUAAGUUGUUAAACACAGACACUAGAAAUACUAUGGAUUUAUAUUUUUAUAAGCAGUACUGGUUUCCGCACUUUACAUUUAUAUUCAGAGAAAAUAAAAUCAGUCAUUAUUAUCAUUAGUAUUAUUUUUAUUAUUAUUUUAAAGUGACUUUACUGUAUGCUACCAGUUCAAAGAAAUGUUUGUUUUUUAAGUACUGAAAAUCACAGAGGAACCUGAACUAUUGCCUGAAAUGGAAUAUUAGUAUGAAUUUCAAAAGAAACAAUGUUUACUUUGUAGAUAAGCCACUUCUCCUGUCUUUCCCCCCCAUCAAGUUCUCAGAAUUAGAACAUUUAAAAAAAUUUUAUUUCAUAAGCUGGUUGUGUACAGAGAAUAAUAUUCAGUCAACUGCGAUAUUUCUACAACGCUGCAAUGUAUAGUACUAAGUUAAUAAAUGAAUAAAUAAGUUAUUAGUUUCUGGUUGGAAUAAACCCUGCUAGUUACGAAUACGAGUGUAAAAGUUAAUUGACCACGCAAGUGAAAUCUUCUUUGCCCUAGUGGCACAUGACUUAUAGCCACUGAAGGAUUUAACAGCUCGUUAAUUAUAAUAGCUACUGAAGGCAUUAACGGCUCAUUAAUAAUAAUAUGAAUAAUAAACAUCUUCAUCAUCACCUCAGUCAGUCUGUAACUCCAUUUCACAUUUACUGGAUUCCUCUACUCAUUUUCCAGGGCUUGAAAAUCAAUUGUUUGGCUGCAGGUUGUACAUGUUCACCCUAUUUCUCUAACAUGCUGAAUAUUAAAAACUGAAGAAACAUAUAAGGUACAGUACCAGUCAAAAGUCUGGAUACUGAAAAUCAUUUGUUUUUCAACAAGAUACAAACCCUGAACACACCUUGAGUUUAUGUAAGUGCUGUAUCAUCCUGUGAAUAAGCAAAGAGAUGGAGUGCUGUGACAGAUGACCAGGCCCCCACAGUCCCUCCACCUAAACCCUAUAGAGCUGGUUUGGGAUCAGUGGGGUUAAAGAGUAAGAGCAAGGUAGCCAACCUGUGCCCAGAACUUGUGGGAACUCCUUCAGGCCUAUUGUAGAAGCAUUUCAGCUGGCUACAUCUGGAAGAUGGCUGAGAGAAAGCCGAGAGUCUGCAAUGCUGUCAAGGGGAAUGAACACGUCUCUUGGUUGUUGCAUUAUUUGAUAUGUAUUACUUCAUUGCCUCAAGGCCUUUUCCCAUAAGGUGAAUUACAUAGCUAAAACAAAGACAAAUGCAUUAAAAGCAGAUAUAUCCAGACUUAUACCUGGUACUGUACAUAUUUUUUAUAUGUAUGUAUUUAAACCCUUAAUUUGAAAUUAUUCUUAAAGUAUUAUUCACCCCAGGAUAGCUUGCUGAAGUAAAAAAAUGUUUUUCAUUCUAUGGCAUCUUAUACUCUGCAAUGACAUUGUAAUUCCUUGAAGUUUCAUGCCUUUGAAAGCACAAUUUUAGCAUUCAUGGAAAUAAAGAAAAGGAAAUAAAAUUAUAUACGGCAUAUUUUUGCAAAUAAACAAACCAACAACAUGAAAGACUGG